Phlebotomus papatasi is the source of this 690-nucleotide messenger RNA. It is a transcript of the gene Obp99b, whose product is annotated as general odorant-binding protein 99a. NCBI's taxonomy places the organism in Eukaryota, Metazoa, Arthropoda, Insecta, Diptera, Psychodidae. Gene Ontology annotation, biological process: sensory perception of smell. The transcript is spliced from 2 exons. The record is from RefSeq and is a predicted model, not a curated record. The coding region runs from base 121 to 543 and encodes 140 amino acids. Gene Ontology annotation, molecular function: odorant binding.
CGGGAUCGACAGACAGUAUAAAAGCAUCACUGCAGCUGAAUAGAAGCAGUUCUAGUUCUUGUCCCGUACCGUUCAAGUCUCCCAUUAGAGCAUUAUUAUUCCUUAAAUUCCCAACCAACUAUGAAGGCUGUUCUUGUGGUUUAUUUCACCCUUCUGGCCAUGUGCUAUGCCGAAUGGCGCAUCCAGACUGCUGAGGAUCUUGCAAAGCACCGUACCAAAUGUGUAGAUGAGCUGAAAAUUGAGGAAUCUGCCGUGACGGAGUACAAGAAGUGGAAUUUCACAGAUGAUGAGAAGACUAGGUGCUACAUCAAGUGCAUCUUCAACAACAUGGAACUGUUCAACGAUGAGACUGGCUACAACAUUGAACACCUUGUGGAGCAAUUGGGACAGGGAGGAGAAAAGGAGAAGGUUCGUGAGCAGAUUGUUAAGUGUGCCGAUGCCAAUCCCAACAAGGACGACAAAUGCACCUGGGUCUUCCGUGGCUUCAACUGCUUCAAGGCGAACCACCUGAGCAUCAUCAAGCAGAGUCUCAAGAAGGAUUAAGCACGUACCACCAGGAAUCUCUCCCUCAGAAUCUCUCGCGAAUGCGAUAUUUUUCUCACCCAGAAAACUAAUAUCACAGAGUUCAUAUGUGAAGAAUUUAUGAGUGGAAAGUUUUAUGGUAAUUGAAUAAAUAUUGUUGUCGCUGGA